ACCAGGCGGAGGAGAAAAAGGAGGAAGAGGAGGAGGGUUUCUUUUCUUUUUUUUCCCCGAGUCAGAGCUGUGGGCUGGUGGCUGUUUCAAUCAGAGGGAAGGCAGAGAGAGGGAAGGGAGGCUCUGCAGGGAGAGAUGUAAGAUGGCAGAGCUACAAAUGUUGUUGGACGAAGAGAUUCCGGCCGGGAAGAGAGCGCUGGUGGAGAGUUACCAAAACCUGACGAGAGUAGCCGACUACUGCGAAAAUAAUUAUGUCCAGGCCCAGGACAAGAGGAAAGCCCUGGAGGAGACCAAAGCCUACACCACCCAGUCCCUGGCCAGCGUGGCCUACCAGAUCAAUGCCUUAGCCAACAACGUCCUGCAGCUGCUGGACAUCCAGGCCUCGCAGCUGCGCCGCAUGGAGUCGUCCAUCAACCACAUCUCUCAGACGGUGGACAUACACAAGGAGAAGGUCGCCAGGCGGGAGAUCGGGAUCCUCACCACCAACAAAAACACAGCGAGGACUCAUAAGAUCAUCGCUCCGGCCAACUUGGAGCGGCCCGUCAGGUACAUCAGGAAGCCGAUUGACUACAAUGUCCUGGACGAUGUUGGCCACGGGGUGAAGUGGCUAAAAGCCAAGCAACAUGGAAACAAUCAGGCAGUCAGAGCAGGAACGCUGUCCAGGACCAAUCCGCCAACACAGAAGCCGCCCAGUCCGCCGAUGUCGGGGCGAGGCACACUUGGACGCAACACGCCGUACAAAACGCUGGAGCCAGUGAAGCCGCCUACGGUCCCUAACGACUACAUGACCAGUCCGGCCCGACUGGGCAGCCAGCACGGCCAGCAGAACAGCCCCGGACGCACGGCGUCGCUCAACCAGAGGCAACGCACGCACAGUGGAAGCAGCGGGGGAAGCGGCAGCAGGGAGAACAGUGGCAGCAGCAUUCCCAUCGCUGUGCCAACGCCCUCCAUUCCCAACUCUGGACCAGUCCCGUUCGUGCCGGCUCCUCCGGGAGCCCCGCCGCCUCCUCCUCCUCCUCCUCCUCCCCCUGGCGUUCCUCCACCUCCUCCUCCCAUGGGUGGGAUGGCCCCGCCUCCUCCUUCACCUCCUCCUCCUCCUUAUGGAGCCAUAGUGGUGGCCUCCGGGCCCGGACUGGGCCCCGCUCCAGUGUCCCAGUUUGGAACCAUCUCGCGGCAGAUUUCGCGGCACAACCCCUCCAACUCCUCUGUCUCUAUGGUUUCGGCCACGGGCACCUACCGCCGGGCACCUUCGGUCACGUCGCAGUUCUCCCUGCAGCAGCAGCAGCUUCAGCUACAGCAGCAGCAACUGCAGCAGCAGCCUCAUAUUAACGGAGGCACUCCUGGCUACGGUCAAAACUCAAUGUCUGUCGCUCCUCCUCCUCCCCCCAUGCCCCAGCUGACUCCACAGAUACCUCUCACUGGCUUUGUGGCCAGGAUGCAGGAGAGCAUAGCAGACACCCCAACUCCACCACCGCCCCCGCCGCCGGAUGACCUCCCCAUGUUUGACGACUCCCCGCCGCCACCGCCUCCUCCAGUGGAUUACGAGGACGAAGAAGCCACCGUCCUGAAGUUUGACGACCCGUACGCCGACGGAGACCCGCAGUGGGCCCCCAAGAACUACAUAGAGAAAGUGGUGGCCAUCUACGACUACACCCAGGACAAAGAGGACGAGCUGACGUUCAUGGAGGGCGCCAUCAUCUACGUGGUGAAGAAGAACGACGACGGCUGGUUCGAGGGCGUCUGCAACGGCGUCACCGGCCUGUUCCCUGGCAAUUACGUGGAAAGCAUCAUGCACUACGCCGAGUGAAGCCACCUGGCAGUAACGAGUCCUAUUUAUUCAGUCAUAUCCUAACCCGGUGACAGACUGAUAGCUGCAGCAGCAGAUGCAUAGAAAUAACCAUAUGAUCCUGAUUUUAUUAUUUUUUUUUAAAAGAAUGACAGAAUGUUUUCUCUCUUACUGAAUGCAAAUAAUAUAAGUGAUAUCUAUUUAGAUGGUGUGAUGGGGAUUGGUGGGUGGCAUUUCUACAUUUCUCCUGAACAAAGAUGAUCUAAUUAAAGACUUUUAAGAUGAGCAAAGGAAAGGAAAGCACCUUCAGGCAAAGUUUCGGUUCAGAACAUGGGCUUGUUUUUUCACAGAAAUCUGUGAAAACGUCAGAGUUGGUUGCUGUUCCUUUGAGCCCAGACAGGAAAACAAACAAGACGGCUUGAUUUCAAAACACUGUAAAUGAUAUUUUAAAGAAUCAAAGCAUGAAAAUCUGAUGUAAUCUUUUAAGUUUUUUGCCACUUCGCUUCAAUUAUGUUGUAAAUGUUUCUUUUUUUAAUUUGAUUGUCGAAAUCACUGAAGUUUUUACUCUGAAGCCAAUUUACAAACUUUUCCAUGGGAUUUUUCCUUUUUUUUGUACUUAAUCUUAAAAUAAAGAAAUUGAGUUUUUGUUUUUAUGAA
This is a messenger RNA of Poeciliopsis prolifica (blackstripe livebearer), 2443 nucleotides long. It is a transcript of the gene abi1a, whose product is annotated as abl-interactor 1a. Gene Ontology annotation, molecular function: SH3 domain binding. The transcript is spliced from 12 exons. Gene Ontology annotation, cellular component: intracellular anatomical structure; lamellipodium. The record is from RefSeq and is a predicted model, not a curated record. NCBI's taxonomy places the organism in Eukaryota, Metazoa, Chordata, Actinopteri, Cyprinodontiformes, Poeciliidae. The coding region runs from base 143 to 1807 and encodes 554 amino acids.